Messenger RNA from Galdieria sulphuraria, 1589 nucleotides. RefSeq names its product actin. NCBI's taxonomy places the organism in Eukaryota, Rhodophyta, Bangiophyceae, Galdieriales, Galdieriaceae. The record is from RefSeq and is a predicted model, not a curated record. The transcript has a single exon. Bases 394 to 1518 code for a protein of 374 amino acids.
GAAGAAUACAAGAAUUGAAUAUCAAACAAGCUGUAAUAGCUGGAGGAUCUUGCCCUUUCUUUUUACUUCCUCUCGUUCUCUCUUCUCUAUGUUUCUUGCUCUGUCUCACGUCUUAGAAGGCCUUUAAACUGACGGCCAAGUUCUAAUCAACAAUUUAAGGAAAUAAAUUGGUAUCUUCACAUUGUCACCAGAAGACUGUAGGAAACUAAAAUACAUAAACUAUAGGAUCCUUAUUUAGAAGUUUGUGGAAAAGAGGACGCGUAUCAUCAAAAUCAAAAGCUACGUGGCUAAAGUCUUGUCGACAUAAAUUGAAUGUCCCAGUAUUCGAAAUUUUGAAUUCCGUUCUGUUAAUCGUUGUGUGGUUGUACGUUUCCUUAGUUUUUAAAUAUCAGCAUGUCAGAUAAACCAGCAAUCGUUUUGGACAACGGUUCAGGAAACUGUAAAUGUGGUAUAGCAGGGGAAGAUUCUCCGAAGGCAGUUUUUCCGGCUAUUAUAGGGAAGCCUAAACAAGCUGGUGUUAUGGUUGGAAUGGGGCAAAAGGAAGAGUACGUUGGAGAUGCUGCCAUGUCGAGGAGAGGUAUCCUCACAAUUAAAUAUCCUAUUGAGCACGGUAUUGUAACUAACUGGGACGACAUGGCUAAAAUUUGGCAUCAUGCUUUUUACAAUGAACUUCGAGUGAAUCCAGAGGAACAUCCCGUUCUUUUGACGGAAGCUCCUUUGAACCCCAAAGCAAACAGAGAAAGAAUGACACAAAUUAUGUUUGAAGAUUUUAAUGUUCCUGCUUUAUAUGUAGCAAUCCAGGCGGUACUAUCUCUCUACGCUUCAGGUCGAACGUCAGGAAUUGUAAUAGAUUCUGGAGACGGUGUCACCCAUACGGUUCCUAUUUACGAAGGCUAUUCCUUGCCUCAUGCUGUUCUAAGAAUAGAUCUGGCCGGACGGGACCUCACACAGCAUCUGGCCAAACUUCUAAUGGAGCGAGGUUACAGCUUUACCACAACAGCGGAGAUGGAGAUAGUGCGUGACAUCAAACAACAGCUUUGUUAUGUUGCAGAGGACUACGAAAAGGAACUAGAAAAUGCAGCAAUGAACUCGUCACUGGAGAAGCCAUAUGAAUUACCAGAUGGACAGGUUAUCAAUGUUGGAAAGGAAAGAUUUAUGUGUCCUGAGGCGUUAUUUAAGCCUGAUAUGUUGGGACGUGAAGCAGAUGGAGUUCAUAAAACUUCUUACAAUUCAAUUAUGAAAUGCGAUAUUGACAUACGUAAGGACCUUUAUUCCAACAUAGUAAUGUCAGGUGGAACAACGAUGUAUCCCGGGAUUGCUGCUCGUGUUCAGAAGGAAAUUGAAGGACUGGCUCCAUCUUCAAUGAAAAUCAAAGUUAUCGCACCUCCCGAAAGAAAAUAUUCAGUGUGGAUUGGGGGCUCCAUUUUGGCGAGUCUCAGUACCUUCCAACAAAUGUGGGUCACAAGAGAGGAAUAUGAUGAGCAUGGUCCUUCAAUUGUUCAUCGUAAAUGCUUCUAAAGGGCAAAGAUGCUCUCCCUGUGACGAUUAUUUGUUAGUGAGCCUUUUAAAAUAAAGAAUCUUUGACAUAU